Ectocarpus siliculosus is the source of this 796-nucleotide messenger RNA. The record is from the annotation of a GenBank genome assembly. Lineage: Eukaryota; Phaeophyceae; Ectocarpales; Ectocarpaceae.
CACCCGCUGACAAACGCUGAUACCACCCAGCCUGCAGCUGACAGAGGGAACGACAGAACGAGCAAGCCCUAGCCUCCAACCGACAAAUAUGACGAACAGGAUCUACAUCGGGCACCUUUCCCCGCACACGCGGGACAGGGACCUCGACCGGGCGUUCGGCAGAUACGGCAGGAUCGAGAAAAUUGAUGUCCGGAUGGGGUUCGCCUUCAUCGAGUUCGAGGACCGCCGCGACGCGGAGGACGCUGUCGCCGAAAUGGACGGCCGCGAGUUCGACGGUGCGCGCAUCGUCGUCCAGCCCGGCCGCGGGCACCGCCCCAACGGCCCCAAGUUCGCUACCCGCCGCACGGAGCACCGCAUCACCGUGGAGGGCCUUGACUCCCACACCAGCUGGCAGGAUCUCAAGGACUUCGGGCGGCAGGCAGGCCAGGUGCUCUACAGCGAUGUCUUCUUCCGACAAGGCCGCCGCUGGGGGGUUGUGGAGUACGUGUCACGGGACGACAUGAAGGCGGCCAUCCGCACCCUUGACGACACACGACUCGGCGGGAAGUACAUCCGCGUGAGGGAGGAGAACAGCGGUCGCGACAGCCGCUCUCGCAGCCGCUCCCGCAGCCGCUCCCGAUCCCGCCGCCGCUCCCGCAGCUACUCCCGCUCCCGCUCCCCGCCCGCCCGCCGGCGCGAGCGGUCGCCGUCGCCCGAUGACCGGGGACGGGGGCGGGGGCGCGCCCGCGACUACAGCCGCAGCCGUAGCCGCUCUCCCGCCCGCCACAGCCGCAGCAGGAGCCGUCACUCUCGCUGA